Molecule: messenger RNA, 3306 nt
Organism: Stylonychia lemnae
Lineage: Eukaryota; Ciliophora; Spirotrichea; Sporadotrichida; Oxytrichidae
Source: the annotation of a GenBank genome assembly
AUGCCUAGAAGUUCCUCGUUCACUAAUGCAACAUUACCUCGUACUAAUACACUGACUGCUCGCACUUCCUUUACAGUAAUGAAUAACAAACCAUAGGGUAUUCCAGUAUCAAAAGAAGUCAAUGAUGAAAAGAUUAAAAGAAUGAGAGCAUACUAGUCUUUUCUAAGAAUUUAAGAGAAUGAAAAGAACAGUGGCGGAUUGCUAGAGGACUUUGGCAGUAGUGUCUUGAACAUUCUAAAACUGCCGUCUUAAAUUAAAAUGCCAUAGUUCAUGCAAGGUAACUCAAAUUCACAGUAGGCAAGUGGAAUGGCAUCUAAGAGAGAAUCUGAAAAAAAGAAAGUAAAAGACUCUGACUAAGAGAGUUCCAUUUAGCUAGUGUCUCAAAAGGAUAAAGAUGAAUCAAUAAUGAAGAAUUCAAGAGCAUCAGAAAUGUAGAUUAUUGUAGAUACUUCCAGAAUAAUUACCAUUCCAGAUGACUAUAACAGCAUGAGCAAUUAGAAAAGAUCAACUGUCACCCCUACCAAUUUCGUCUUAGGCUAGCAAGAAUUGUACCCCUCUAAAGAUAUAAUUAUAGAGCCUGUUAAAGAGGAUGAGAAAUUUGGUGUGUAUUUCGAGAAAGAUUUUAACUACUCUGAUUAUUUGGGCGACUUAAAUUUAAGAUAGAUUUAACAGAAUAAAAAUAAGACAGGUAGGUGGCUGCCACUCUAUCCAGAUAGCAAUUUUAAGAUCACUUGGGAUUUACUUGGAUUUGCUUUUAUCAUUUACUAAGCCAUGAUUAUCCCCUAUAGAUUUUGCUAUAAGUCAAAAGCCAAGGGCAAAUUUCUGUACUUUGAAACUGCUAUUGAUAUCUUCUUUAUGUUUGAUCUAGUUUUGAGUUUUGUAUCAGGGUAUUAUAAAAGAGGGCAUGUGAUAAUGAAAAGAGGAGUCAUUAUAAAGCACUACUUAAGAACAUGGUUUAUAAUUGAUAUUUUAGCUACCUUCCCCUAUAGUUGGAUCAUUAAGGACAAGCAUAUAGAGUAUUGGCCAGAAGAACAUGAAGAGGCUCCAGAUACCAGGGAGGAGUAUAAUCUUUUUUAAACUUAAAAAUUCGCUAUACUUGCUUAACUUCCACCUGUGUUUACCCCAACUUCAGCUACUGAUUUUGGACUUCCAGCAUUAUUAAGAUUGCUUAAACUAGUCAGGCUAAUCAGACUGUAUAAAAUGUUUUAAAUUUUCAAGCUAAGGAAGUUUGUUUACAGAUACGAAUGGUUUUUCUUUAAUGAUACUGUGACAGUACUAUCUGAUUUAUUUAAAGUCCUGAUAGCUGUUUUAUUUAUCUUGCAUUGGAUGUCUUGCAUAUUCUUUCUUAUCGCAGAUAUUGAGGAUGACUCUAAAGGCUAGGCUACAUGGCUACUCUUACUAAAUAAAGAUGACUUAAAGUCUGCUAUUGAUGUCUAUAUUGCUUCAAUAUCUUGGGCUUUCACUACUGUUGCAACUGUAGGUUAUGGUGAUAUCUAUGCAGUAACAGAAGUUGAGAAGGUUUUUGCGAUGCUGGCUAUGAUGAUAUCUUGUGGUAUAUUUGCAUAUAUUGUUGGUUUUCUCGGUGCUCUAUUUGACAGAAGCAAUUAAAUUGUUGGCGAAUAUCAAAAGAAGGUCAAGAGGUAUCUCAUCUACCUUAUGUAUAAUAAAAGAGAGAAUAAACUGGAGGAAAAUGAAGUCUUUGAUUUACUGUCAGACAAUCUUAAAUAAGAAUUAAUUAUUCACCUCAAUGGAAAAAUGCUGCACCAAAACCCACCUUUCAAUUUGUUUAAGCUUGAAUUCUUGCUUGAUAUUACUUUCAUUCUCAAAAGAGAGACCUUUACUAUCGAUGAACGUCUCUUUGAUGAGGAUGACACAGGAGAUCAUUUACAUUAUGUGACAAAGGGUCAUGUUAAUCUAACCUAGAGGAAAACUGCAACUUAUAUAAAGGAAAUAUCUUAUGAUACAUUCUUGGGUGAGUUGUCAUUUUUUACUGGCCUACCUCGUAAAGCCAGUGCCAAGUCAAAAAAUUUUACAGAAACUUUGACAUUAUUUAUGAAUGAUUUUAUGGAAGCGAUUCAAUACCAUCCAGAUUAGCUAGAAUAAUUUAGCAAACUAUAGUAACUCUGCCUUACAAGUGAAGAUUAUACUAUUCUUGGUGUGAGUUGCUACAUCUGCAAUAAAUUAGGUCACAUUUCAGUAGAUUGUUCUGAAUUCAGUACCAUUAAAGGCAAUCUUAGAGAAAUUGCUAUGGAAAAGAUGAAGUAAAAUGCACUUAAAAAGAAACUGGCUAAAGAAAAAUACACUAAGAAAGAGAAAAAGGAAAGAAAUGAGGAUAGUAUAGUCAGCUUUGAGGCUGAGUACAAUAACUCUUCUGAACUCCAAGAUAACAGCAUCACAGAAAUGUUCAACUAUCUUGAGAAGAGAUAUAAGAAAGAUGAAACCAUGAAUUCUCCAAAGCGAAGCAGAUAGGAGUAAAACAAAAUUUAGGAGAGCCCAUCUCCUUCAGGACAGGGGAAUUAAGAUACAUAGCAGAAAACUGCUAAGAUUAAUCAUCUUGCUUAGAUAGUUCCCUUAACUGAGUCCAGUUAUAUUCAAAAUUUAAAAAAUGAAAAGUUUUUGAAACCUGCAAACAUAGAUUAGAUUGAGGAAAACUCUAAUGAGGAGAGUGUUAUUUCUAGAGAAUCAUUAUUGAUGAGAUAGAGCAUUGAAUCUUAAAUAUCACUAAUCAAUAAACUUACAGAAAUACAGACUUUUGGUAGAUCCAGUGAGAGACCUCUAGGAGGAAAUGCAACGAGAAGUGGAGAAAAUUAGUUUGUGUUAAGAAGCCAAAGCGAGAUUAAUGUGGACUUUGGACUUGAUAAACUUAGGCAUAGUCGAGGAUAUUAGGGGCAAUCCAUAGCAAGGAAAAGGAAAAAUUAGGAUAUUGAACAGAUUGACGAAGAGGAAGAUGAUGAAAUGAUAAUGUAAAGAUCAAUCACAGAUUCUCCUAAAUAUCAAAAAGACAAAAAGCAUGUACUUUAGCCACUUGAAGAUUACAGAUAAGGAGGAUCCCUUUAAUAAUUACUCGAAAAUCAAUAAGAACUAGAAGAACUGAGAAAACAAAAGAAAGAAAAGAAAAAGAUACCAUUGCUAAUUGGGGAUGUAAAACACUCACAAAAGUUAAAAUCAAAGAAAAAAGUAGGUCAGAUCCCAAAGUAAUUUUAUGUGGAUCCUGAGCUUGUUUAAAACCUAAUCGAAGUAAAUGACUCUGCGGAGGAGCUGGAUAGCUCUAUCAAGAAAACUGAGAAAUAGACUAGAAAGAAGUGA